Messenger RNA from Drosophila arizonae, 1321 nucleotides. It is a transcript of the gene Spn31A, whose product is annotated as Serpin 31A. The record is from RefSeq and is a predicted model, not a curated record. Lineage: Eukaryota; Metazoa; Arthropoda; Insecta; Diptera; Drosophilidae. Gene Ontology annotation, molecular function: serine-type endopeptidase inhibitor activity.
UUAGUGCUCCCGAGCGAUAGAGAAUCGUAUCUUAUUUGAAAAUACACUAAAAGUGCGCUGCCAAGUGAAGCGAUAAUAUAUUAGCUCCCCCCUAGCUCAGCCCCCUUCCUCCACUCUGUCAGUAUGAGUGCAGCGCCUGCUCCUGCAGCGCCUGGCGCUCCACUUGAGCUCAAUCUUGGCGCCGAGAUCUUUCACAGCAUCGCAUCCGCCGCGGCCGAUGAGAAUGUGAUUGUCUCGCCGCUGCUGCUGGAGGCGACACUGGCGCUGCUCUACCUGGGCUCCGAUGGGACGACGGCGGAGGAGCUGCAGCGGCUGCUGAAGCUGAAGCAGCGCUUCGCUAGCAAUGCAAAGAUGGCCAAUUACUAUGCGGCCGAGCUGGCUGCAGCCACGGGCGAUCCGGACACACGCAUCCAGCUGCAGAAUCGCUUGCUGCUGCAGGCCAGCUCCGGCGCGAGCAUCGCGGAUGACUUCCAGAAGAUUGCCCAAACGUAUUUCCAUGCGACAGCCGAGUGCCUCGACUUGCAGCAGUCCGAGAAGCUGCGCCGCUACAUCGCCGACAAUCUGCUCUCCAGCGUGGGCGGCGGCACCUGGCAGCAGCCGCUCCAGGUAAACGUCAGCCAGGUGGCACAGCAGCUGCUGCUGCUGCUCGCGGCGCGCCUGCACAGCAAAUGGUUUCUGCCCUUCAGCGCCUACCGCACCGGCCUCUACGAGUUCCACAACUCCACGGGCGAGCCGAAGCCAGUGCCCAUGCUCUUCGACGACGACAUGUUCGUGAAGUACGCGGAGCUGCGGGAGCUUGACGCACGUGCCAUCGAGCUGCCCUACGAGCAUGCCGACGAAUUGGCCAUGCUGCUAAUCCUGCCCAACAGCCGCGACGCCGCGGCCCUGGCCCAGCUGGAGGCUCAGCUGCGAGCUGUCGAUCUGGCUGCACUGCAGCAGCGCAUGCAGGUGGAGAGCGUUCAGGUGUUGCUGCCCAAGUUCUCCAUUGACUUUGAGUGCAGUCUGCGGCAGGCGCUUAAGCAGCUGGGUUUCUCGGAGAUCUUUGAGAACUCUGCCAACUUCAAGCACCUGCAUUCGCUUGCCAAUCAGCCAAUUGUUGAUGUGCUGCACAAGCUGCGCAUUGACCUAAACGAAUCGGGCUCCGGCUCCGAGUUGCCGCCGCCAGCAACAGGCUACAAGCCAAUUGUGAUUAGCAAUUCGUCGCGUCAAAAGUUCUUUCGGGCGGAUCAUCCAUUCUACUUUGCCAUACGGGGCGAGAACGUGACCCACUUUGUGGGGCAUGUGGUGCGAUUUUAGAGGCCAUGAUGAAUAAUAAUAAUAA